AUGGGGAAGUCCAUAGAGUUAGUGAAAAUUCUCAAGAAGAGAAAGAUAAAUAUAGCUUGUGUCCAAGAGACUAGAUGGGUAGGUUCCAAAGCUCGGGAUGUCGACGGGUUUAAGUUGUGGUACUCAGGAGGCUCUAAGGAUAGAAAUGGAGUGGGUAUUUUAGUAGACGGGGAUUUGAGGGAGCAAAUGGUGGAGGUUAGGAGGAUCAAUGAUAGGUUGAUGUUGAUUAAGCUAGUCGUUGGAGGAGGUACUUUGAGUGCUAUUAGUGCUUAUACACCUCAAGUGGUCUUGGGCGAGGAGGCCAAAAAGCUCUUUUAUGAGGAUUUGGAUGAGGUAGUUAGAGGUAUACCGAUCACCAAGAAAAUUGUCAUUGGUGGAGAUUUUAAUGACCAUAUUAGGGAAACUUUCAAUGGCUUUGAUGAUGUUCAUGGAGGCUUUAGUUUUGGGGAGAGAAAUGGGGGUGGAACUUCGCUUCUGGAUUUUGCUAAGGCUUUUGAGUUGGUGAUUGCUAACUCAUGCUUUUCGAAGAAGGAGAACCACAUGGUUACCUUUCGUAGCUCGGUAGCCAAGACCCAGAUAGAUUACUUACUCCUUAGGAAGGGUGAUAGAAGCCUCGUUAAGGACUGCAAGGUUAUCCCAAGUGAAAAUCUUACCACCCAACACAAGCUUUAG
Messenger RNA from Solanum stenotomum, 672 nucleotides. RefSeq lists its product as uncharacterized. Gene Ontology annotation, cellular component: nucleus. Bases 1 to 672 code for a protein of 223 amino acids. The transcript has a single exon. The record is from RefSeq and is a predicted model, not a curated record. Gene Ontology annotation, biological process: chromatin remodeling. NCBI's taxonomy places the organism in Eukaryota, Viridiplantae, Streptophyta, Magnoliopsida, Solanales, Solanaceae. Gene Ontology annotation, molecular function: catalytic activity.